Messenger RNA from Polychytrium aggregatum, 891 nucleotides. RefSeq names its product Sucrase/ferredoxin-like-domain-containing protein. The record is from RefSeq and is a predicted model, not a curated record. The transcript is spliced from 2 exons. The coding region runs from base 1 to 891 and encodes 296 amino acids. Lineage: Eukaryota; Fungi; Chytridiomycota; Chytridiomycetes; Polychytriales.
AUGUCCAGCAGUGUCCAAGUCGCCAUCGCAGCCGAGCCCGAGUUCACCACCGAUCCCUGUCUGACUUGCGAUCUGCCAUGCCGGCUCCAUCCCCAGCUGCCCGAAUCGCUCGCCAAAACCAUCUCGGAUGAGCCUAUGGAUGGCUCGGUCAAGCCCUACAAGCGCCACAUUCUUAUUCGGACGGGCAAGGGCACCCAGUGGGAGGAGCGGCUCGAGGAGGUGCCUGAUCAUUUGGCCACCCUCAUCCAAGACGCCAUCAACGCUCACCGCGACUCGAUCGGAUACCGCACCAUCGUCACGGCCGUCGAGGAAUCGGACGACUGGCAUCCGGAAGGCACCGAAGGCACCGACAUGAUCGUCUUGCCGGACAUGCUGCGUGUCUCCGACAUCACCACUGGAAACGUUCACGCCAUCACAACCGAGCUCUUCAAGCCCACGCCGGCCGAGGAAGGCAGCGAGAAUGCUGCCGUGCAGCAUCUGCAGGCCAAGACGAAGCCCUUGACCCACAAGGCCGUCGUUCUGGUGUGUGUGCACAAGAAGCGAGACAAGCGCUGUGGUGUUGCUGGUCCCAUGCUCAUCCAAGAAUUCCAGCGAGUCCUGGCCUCCGAGGGUCUCACCGACGAUGUCCUGGUUCUCGGCGCCAGCCACUUUGGAGGACACAAGUUUGCCGGCAACAUCAUCAUCUACCAGAACGGAACCGGCAUCUGGUAUGGCCGCGUGAACACCUGCCAUGUGCAGAACAUUGUCGACAAGACCAUCAAGGAGGGCAAGGUCUUCAAGGAGCUGUGGAGGGGACAGAUCAACGGCACCGAUGCUCGGAAGCAACAGGGCUGGCUUGGAUAUGGCGUCGGCGUCCUCAAGAACACAAUCGGCGGCAUCUUCAAGUCCUGA